CGGUCUCCAGGGUUCCUGGACUUUCCGCUCUCCACGCUGGGCAGGGAAGGAAAGUCAGCCCUGGGGGUGGAGGGCAGAGGUGGGGUCAAAGUUACUUCCCUGCCACCACCCCUGUCUGUCCCGAGAGCGGCAGUCACUACAGUGUGUGUGACUUUGUAGCAGUGGGGGAGAGGAGAGAAGGGAGGUGGAGGGGCUGCAGCUGGAGUGAGGACUGUGUCUGUGUGUGCAAGCUGGGACAACAGACGGCCUGGCACACUGAAGUCAGGUGCUGGGACCCAUGGGGCCUGCUGACUUAUGGGGACACCACUGGAUGGGAAUCCUGCUCUCAGCCUCGCUUUGGACCCUAUGGAAUCCUCCAGCUGCAGCCCAGCUCACCCUUGAUGCCAACCCACUUGAUGCCACCCAAAGUGAGGAUGUUGUUCUGUCUGUGUUUGGGACCCCCAGGACACCCCAGAUUCAUGGCAGAUCCAGAGAGCUGGCCAAGCCUACCAUUGCAGUCAGCCCGGGCACUGCCAUUGAGCAGAAGGAUAUGGUGACCUUCUACUGCAACACCAAGGAUGUCAACAUUACCAUCCACUGGGUUUCCAACAACCUCUCCCUCGUGUUCCAUGAGCGCAUGCAGCUGUCGAAGGAUGGCAAGAACCUCACCAUCCUCGUUGUCCAGCGGGAGGACUCGGGGACUUACCAUUGUGAAGCUCGAGAUGCCCUUCUGCGCCAGAGCAGCGACCCCAUCUUCCUGGACGUGAAGUAUGGUCCUGAUCCUGUUGAAAUCAAAUUGAUGUCUGGUGUUGCCAGUGGGGAGGUGGUUGAGGUGAUGGAGGGCUCUGACGUGACCUUCUUGGCGGAAACAAAGUCUCACCCACCCUCUGCCUAUACCUGGUUUCUCCUUGACUCCAUUCUGUCUCACACCACGAGCACAUUCACCAUCCAUGCUGUGUCCAGAGAAGAUGAGGGCCUGUACAAGUGCUUGGUGUUCAACAGUGCCACCCACCUGUCCCGCCUGGGUACUCUGAAGGUUCAAGUCCUCGAAAAACUGACCACGCCAAGAGUCGUGCCUUCAAGCCUGAACCUUGUGGAGAAUGCCAGGUCCGUGGACCUGACCUGCCAAACCGUCAAUGAGACUGUGAAUGUCCAGUGGUUCGUGAGUGGCCAGCCCCUCCUGCCCAGUGAGCACCUGCAGCUGUCAGCUGGAAACAGGACCCUGAUCAUCCACGGCCUCCAGCGGAAUGACACGGGGCCCUAUGCCUGUGAGGUCUGGAACUGGGGCAGCCGGGCCCGGAGUGAGCCCCUUGAGCUGACCAUCAACUAUGGUCCUGACAAAGUGAAUAUCACCAGGGAGUCGGCAUCGAAGAUGGUCAGCACCAUCGAGGCAGAGCUCAACUCCAGCCUGACCCUGCAGUGUUGUGCCGAGUCCAAGCCAGGCGCUGAGUAUCGCUGGACUCUUGAACACUCCACCUGGGAGCACCUGGGAGAGCAACUGCUCAUCAGGGCUCUGACCUGGGAACACAACGGGAUCUACAACUGCACAGCCUCCAACCCUCUCACCGGCCUGGCCCGCUCCGCUUCAGUCCUGGUCAAGGUGGUAGGUCCCCAGUCCUCCUCCCUGUCCUCAGGGGCCAUUGCUGGUAUUAUCAUCGGGAUCCUGGCUGUCAUUGCUGUGGCCUCAGAACUGGGCUAUUUUCUCUACAUCAGAAAUGCCAGACGGCCCUCAAGGAAAACAACAGAGGACCCCAGUCAUGAGACCUCACAACCCACUCCAAAGGAGGAGCACCCCACAGAGCCCAGUUCCGAAAGCCUGAGUCCUGAGUAUUGCAACAUAUCCCAGCUUCAGGGACGGAUCAGAGUCGAAAAGAUGCAACCACCAGACCUUCCAGAGGAGACCUAUGAGACAAAGCUGCCUUCAGCAAGCCCUGGAGGCAAUUCCUUCAGCCCGUGGAAGCCACCACCCAAACCUCUGAUGCCCCCACUCAGAUUGCCCUCCACUGUGCCAAAAAACACGGAGUCAAUCUAUGAGGAGCUUGUGAAUCCAGAGCCCAACACUUACGUCCAAAUCAACUCCUCAGUUUAACGGAAGCAGAGCUCUUUUUCUCCAGGAGUCCUAGAGAAACCAUGCUCGAUCAUGUAUUUAAUGAUAUUUAUUAAGUGCAUAUUAUAAGCCAGUCAUUCUCUGUCAUCUCUGUAUACCUUGUGAUGUUCUAUUGCAAUGGGUUGGUCAGGCCCUAGCUCCCACAGAAUCUUAGAUUUUGACUCAUAUUUUUUUUUUUUCAAAGCAAUGGUAACGGUAAAAAUGACAGCCCGUGGAUCUAGAGUUAGAGGGCCGAGGUUUGAGACUGAACAGCAUAGGAUAUCGUAGUUGCAGGUUGAGGUUGAGCAAACACCGUUGGUGGACAUAGACUCCAGGGAGAAGAGUAAGUCUGAGUCAGCCAGAGAGGAGCAGGUGACAAAGGCAGGGGUCAGAGAAGAAGUGGCUUUUCAAAUCAUGGCAGAAGAUAAGGAACAAGGAGCUCUUAAGAAAUUAAGAGCUCUUAAUAAAAGGAGAAAACACAUAGUGAAGUGAGGGAUUGAGGCUCCUUAGGAGAGGUAGGCAUGAAAUGCUUAGAAUCCUGGGAAUUGCAGGGGUGGAGAGAGUCGGAAUGAGAUUUGCUGAAGGUAAAGAGAGUGAGGAGACAAGGAUAUCUCCAUGGUUUCUUGCCAGGGCAACUGGAUGACUGACAGGUCACUUUCUGAGCAACUCUGGGAUAAGGAGAGAAAUGAAGAAUUUGCUUCAUGUCAAGAAUUUAGACAUGUCAAGAAUCAGUUGGAGAAUCAAGUAGGCAAUUGUUCAUAAAAGUCUAGAUAGAUCAUGGCUGGAGAUACACAUUUGAGAGUUGUCAGUGGGAUUUAAAGUUAUGGGGCUGGAUGAACUCCUCUGUCAGGAUGGUCCCCAAGAGCACCUCAUGCUCAAAGAUUUUCUAGAGGAAUUCACAGGACCCAAUUGCUAACCUCAUGGUUAUAGUUUAUUACAGCAAAAGGAUGGAGAAUAAAAUUGGCAAAGGGAAAAGGUGCAUGGGGUGAAGUCUGGAGGAUACCCUGCACCAGCUUCCAAGUGUUCUCUUUCAGUGGAGUCACAUGGUGUAUUAGUCUGCUUUCUGUUGCCUAUAGCAGAAUAUCUGAAUCUGGGUAAUUUGUUUUAAAAAGGAAAUUUAUUUCAUACAGUUAUGGAGACUUAGAAGUCUAAGGUCAAGGGGUUGCAUCUGGUAAGAGCCUUCUUGCUGGUGGGGACUCUGUAGAGUCCUGAAGGGGUGCAGGGGUUCACAUGCCAAGGGGACUGAGUGUGGUAACAUGUUAGCUCAGGUUUCUCUUCCUUUUCUUAUGAAGCUACCAGUUCCACUCCCAUGAUAACCCGUUAAUCUGUUAGUCCAUGAAUGGAUUAAUCCAUUCAUGAAGGCAAAGCCCUCGUGAGCCAAUCACCUCUUAAAAGCCCCCAUCUUUCAAUAUUGCCAUACUGGGGAUUAAGUUUCAACACGAGUUUUGGAGGAGACAAAUAUCCAAACCAUAGCACAUGGGAAAUCCCCCAGCAAUGAUGUGUGAUGACGUGUGUGAAGCAUUGACAUCGAGGGAAACUCACCUAAACCUGGGUGUCCAUGGUUUUUUGUAAAGGGUCAGUCACUGACGCUCCAGACUCCAGAUGUUCCUCCAUAAAUCACACUGUUAGUAUAAACCAUCCGGACAAACUGGUACAGCACGGCUCGAGGCCUCAGGCAAACAAAAGGACUCUUACCAGAUAGGACAUUAUGAGAGCUCAGUUCCCAGAGCUGCCCAAAGGCUAGUCAGGAAAACAGGACUUUUCUUGGGAACUUACAGGGUUUGAGCAAUAGGCCUGUAUGUCAACCCCAAGCAGAGUGGAUGAAGACAAGGCAAGGGACAGGCUGACAGCUGAUUCCUGGGUCCCUCCGAUGUUUACAGGAGACAUCAAGCAAAGGAGACAGAAAAGGACUGUUAACACGGGGGAAACCAAUAUUGAAAACUCCUGGAAAUGAAGAAAGAGUUUUCAGAAUGGGUUGUUGCUAUCCUCGGAGCUGAAUGGCUAUCAUGAUGAUGAUAACAUUAAUUCAGAUUUUAAAAAUUAAUCAUUAGAUGUGAUACAAGAGACUAGAGUUAGGAUCCUAAGGGUUGCACUCAGUAGUGCCAGAAACACCACCCUAUUUGAAUGCUGGGAACUUUCCUCUUCCCUGCCAAGAAAUGUCCCCCUCCCCCAACAUCCUAGAGACAGAUCAUGCCCUUCCACCCUCUAGUGACUCUUACUUUUGUCUUCUAUUAUUUAUAGUAAAUGGAUUCAUAAUUUUCUUGCUCUUCACUGUAUGUUGAGCCCUUACCCAAUUCCUGGCCAAUAAACAGAACCUUAAUAUGGAACUUUGGUGUCAGCUGUUCCCCAGACAGUUGAUAGAUAAAUCUCUAGAUUAGAUGGGCAUCUUUCUAGAAUGUUCCUGAGUGGUAACUCUUUUUUUUUUUAAAUUUUUAUUUAUUUAUUCAUUUAUUUAUUUAUUUUGAGACAGGG
This is a messenger RNA of Cercocebus atys (sooty mangabey), 4537 nucleotides long. RefSeq names its product carcinoembryonic antigen-related cell adhesion molecule 20 (gene CEACAM20). The transcript has 12 exons. Gene Ontology annotation, biological process: heterophilic cell-cell adhesion; regulation of immune system process; signal transduction. Gene Ontology annotation, cellular component: plasma membrane; cell surface. The record is from RefSeq and is a predicted model, not a curated record. Gene Ontology annotation, molecular function: protein tyrosine kinase binding. Bases 278 to 2068 code for a protein of 596 amino acids. Lineage: Eukaryota; Metazoa; Chordata; Mammalia; Primates; Cercopithecidae.